Exophiala xenobiotica is the source of this 952-nucleotide messenger RNA. RefSeq lists its product as uncharacterized. Bases 161 to 655 code for a protein of 164 amino acids. Lineage: Eukaryota; Fungi; Ascomycota; Eurotiomycetes; Chaetothyriales; Herpotrichiellaceae. The record is from RefSeq and is a predicted model, not a curated record. The transcript is spliced from 3 exons.
CCCGGAGUCAACUUCCGCUACAGUAACCUUCACGUCAUGUCCAUCCCGGGCAUCCUCAUGACUUGGGACAUUCAUUUACGCUCAGUUCAAUAUCACAAAUUCGAAAGUAAGCCCGACACUACACUGACCGCCGAAACCCAACACCUUCAGUCAAUCCAAUAUGCCUGAACACUACAUCAACCCAGCGAAACCCAAGAUUCGAUUCUCAUUGCUAGAAUGCAUCGCUAUCGGUUUCGGCGCCGGAGUGGUUGGGGUCGCUGCAAUGACACUAGCCGAGAAGGCGGAGCAAGCCAUUACACAUCGACCAAAUUCCGAGGUGCCUGGCAAGACCCUAGCUCGACUAUUGAAUGGUGACUUCCAUUCUGCACCAACGACCUGGAACUGGUCCAUGCACUGGGGACAAGGGAUUCUCGCAGCCGGCAUACGAGGCUUGAUGAGCUACUCUGGCAUUGUCGGUCCCUUUGGCAGUUUCUUGUUCAUGGGCGUAAGAUUGUGCAUUGAUCAGACGUUGGAGAAUCUGACAGGCGUUGGUGCUCUGCCAUGGACUUGGCCCGUCCACGAACAGAUCAUUGACCUCAUGCAUAAGGCUAUCUUUGCUGCAGUAACUGGAUAUGUUGCUGACCGUAUGAUUGUGGGGGAGGCGUUGAAUGCAUGAAAUGCUACUUUGUUGAGCAUUCCGGUGAUGGGAACGACAUCGACGGCUAGACUAUGAACCAGCUUCUUUUCUCAGGUGCAUAGGAUUUCCUCAUGCAACAUUUGCUGGCCAGUACUCUGCGAGCUGAAUGCACCGAGGGAGAAGAUGUGAAAUACGAGGAGACAGCCGCGGUAGCCGCCAUUCCACGAAUGCAACGAGGUGAGUGCGCGCAAGCAGUGUCAUAAGGCUCGCCCACCGGAAGGCUGCAGCGAUGAAGGCUCUUGGGGUUCCUUACAGUCGCUGGUCUUUCAGUGAGAU